Messenger RNA from Poecilia latipinna (sailfin molly), 4946 nucleotides. It is a transcript of the gene c1ql1l2, whose product is annotated as complement component 1, q subcomponent-like 1-like 2. The record is from RefSeq and is a predicted model, not a curated record. The transcript is spliced from 2 exons. Gene Ontology annotation, molecular function: protein binding. The coding region runs from base 809 to 1615 and encodes 268 amino acids. NCBI's taxonomy places the organism in Eukaryota, Metazoa, Chordata, Actinopteri, Cyprinodontiformes, Poeciliidae.
UUUAUUUUUAGAGGCUGGAUGUUGAUGAGAGAGAAGACAACGCAAGAGGGUGAGAAAUAACAUCACAAGUGGGGGAAGGAGGGAGAAAGAAAAGUGAAGAGGGAGCGCAAGGUGGCCGGGGCGUUGUGUUGGUUCCUCUGUGCUUCAGGAGGCUGCAUGUUGGAGAGUCCUUCGUCCGAGAGAGCAGGAGAGAAAAAGGGGACGUAGCCGCACCAACCUUUCACGCGAUGGGGGACCAAGAGGGUGGGUGUGGGGUCUCCGGAGCUGCUUCCCGUAUAAAAAGCCAAGCCUGAGAACACGGCACCACAAACUCACCACACACACAUACACACGCACACUCACAGUGGCUGCUCUGUAUCUCUCAUGCUCACCCACUCUCAUUAUUCUCUCCCUCUCCCUCCCUCUGUCUCGCUCCCUCUGUCUCUCACUCCAUUCCUCUGGGCUCUGCAUACUUCUUGCUUCUUCUCACAAGUCACAUUGUGUUUGUAAGUACGCGCUGAAUGUCUCCCUGUGUAUGCUUGGGUUUCCUUAAGUCUUUUUCUAUGUUUGAGUGACUGCUUGCCUACUUGUGUGUGACUGAGUGGAGCAGUGAGCUGUAUUAAGUGUAUGUGGGUCUCUGUCUCACUCUCACACACUCGCCGCUCUUCCUGCAACUCUUCCUGGGAUCUCCGGGUCCCUUUCCUCGGUGACAGGCUCCCCACACUAAACAGUCACCAUUUCCGCCCCCGGGAGACCCACGCUGGCUGCGCAGCCCCUUCCCCGACUCAGCAUCGGGAGGAAGACCCUGGUGGCGGCUGCUGUGGGGGUUAUGCUGGUCUUGGUGCUGGUGGUACUCAUCCCUGUGCUUGUCAGCUCCGUGAGUACAGAUGCCAGCCACUACGAGAUGCUGGGCACCUGUCGUAUGGUAUGCGACCCUUACUUAAACAAGGGCACUCCGGCCAGCAGCACCAGCUCCACCGGUCUGCAGGGUGAGGCGGAGGCACUGACUGACCACAGCAAUGUUCUUCCACCGUCCACCCUGCAGCAGGGCCCUCAGGGAAAGCCUGGCAGGCCAGGAAAGCCCGGACCACCAGGACCACCUGGACCGCCCGGACCGCCUGGUGAACCGGGGCCACCAGGACCAGCUGGGCCCCCAGGUGACAGAGGGGAUCAUGGAAGGACUGGGAUUUUGGGUCUGGGGGGUAAUGGAGCUAUCAGCACAGCCACCUACAGCACAGUGCCCCGGGUGGCCUUCUAUGCCGGGCUUAAAAACCCCCAUGAAGGUUAUGAGAUCCUAAAGUUUGACGACGUGGUCACCAACCUUGGCAACAACUACGAUGGCAUUUCGGGCAAGUUCAUCUGCAGCAUACCGGGUACAUACUUCUUCAUCUACCAUGUGCUGAUGAGAGGAGGGGAUGGCACAAGCAUGUGGGCAGACCUCUGCAAGAACGGUCAGGUUCGUGCCAGCGCCAUUGCCCAAGACGCUGACCAGAACUAUGACUACGCCUCAAACAGCGUCAUCCUCCAUCUGGACGCAGGCGAUGAGGUGUACAUCAAACUAGACGGAGGCAAAGCCCACGGCGGCAACAACAAUAAGUACAGCACCUUCUCUGGCUUCAUCCUCUACGCAGACUGAGAACAAACAGACACAGAGACUGUCAAAACGGAAGAUACUCAGAGAGAGUUUCAUGACAAAAGAGGGGUAAAAAAAAAGGGGGGGGGAGGCUUUGUGUGUGUUAAAAAAAGCCAGAAUGCUUCCUAGUUUUCCUAAUUCUCUCCAUCAUCGCAGUCACCUCUGCUUCAUAUCCAUCAGCCAAGACAUCCAGGCUCCGGCGGCCAAGCCGGGAUGGAGAGCUCCCUGAGGACACACCGAGACCAGCUAGCAGGUGGCGUGGGAGGAGUGGGAUGUUAGAUGGGCUGGUUUUCCGCACCCCUUGCCACAUUACCGAUGUGUCAGAAGCUCCUCACUUACAGUGUCUCUCCUCUUUAGCCCUGCUCCAUUGCACAGAAAUAUCAACAGAAACGACAACCCUGCAAAAGUGGAUGAUUUUCACCUCUUUACUCCACAGCGGCGGCAGUCAGCUGUCCCUUCAGAGGACUGGACUGGCUGGAACUUGUAGUGUUGUUCCGUGCAAAUUAACCUAGAUUGUGUUUUUAUUUUUGUUGAUAUGCAUACUAUUCUGCACAAAAGAGAUUUAGAAAACAAACAAACAAAAAAAAAGAAUAUAUUUGUCCCUUGUGAAGAUAUCCUGUUUGAAUGAGAGAUGUUCUUUGUGAUGCAUAUAAGAGAUCUAACAGCUGGAAAAAGAAAUAUUUAAUGAAGACUUUAAGUAUUUUAUUGCAGUGGGUGUUUUUCCUUCAUCAUUGGGUAUUACAAGGUAUCUACUGUAUGUUUUAUUCAUGUGGAGAAUAAUUAUACAUUCUGCACUUCCAAUAUAUAUGGAAAAGGUAACAUCUCGUAUAGAUAAUGCCCCCUCACACUGUUUCUUGCACUGUCACACAAUGUCCUGCUUCUCUUUGGAUUAAAGCAGACUUUAAAUAAUCCUUUCAUUGUUCUGGCUUCGUGUUGAUGCUCCAAUUGGCACAACAAGCCAUGUGAAGAAGUUAAAUCUUAAGAUUCAGGGGUCGCAUAGCACUGAUCCCUUCCUCUUCUGUGCCGUGCUGCUCUCUGAGCUUUCUUAGGCAGCAAAAAAAAAAAAAAAAAAAGAAAGAAAAGAAAAGGAAGAAGAAAAAAAAAAUCUGGCUUUUGAUGCAGAGGGCAGAAGGGAGAGUCCACCAGAUGGGGUGGUAAAGAAGGCGCUGGAGCAGUGUAACAGUGAGUGCGUAAUUUUUCUGUUUCAGUGUUUUUCGCUGGAUGUCAUCCAUUCAUUUGCAGCAUAUACACUGACAUAAAGGCAUUAUGGUAAGAUCUGUUCAACAUAGUGGCCGGACAGCUUGCGUGAGAAUGAAACUGAUUGGAUGGGUGAAUUUGCCUCUCAUGACUGCACGCCUGAGUGCGUGUUCAACGUGUGUGUGUGUGUGUGUGUGUGUGGGUGUGCGUGUGUGUGUGUGUGUAUGAAAGGAGUACAUGUGCAUAUCAGUGUGUUUGCCUUUUAGCAUGUGCCGCGCCACAACUACUUCAUUUUUAUUUAUUUUUUUCCCCAUAGUUGCAGUAUUCUGUGCAACAACCAAUGACAGAUAUUUAACUCGGCAGCCAAUGAGAUUGUGCUCUGUAGGGUGGAGCCUCUAUAGAUGCGGAGACAAGAACAAACAGCUUGUAAUUGAAAUCUAUGACUUGUUUAUCUUAUCUUUUGGAACUGUUGAAUACAUUUAAAUAAUAAAUGGGUUUUUUUUUUGAGUGACUCGUCUUAAGAGAGUUCUUGAAUCCCAAAUACACUAAUUAGGGAAAAUGAUUUUCAAAGGAUCUCAUUCACUCUGCGAGACUAACUAGCUAAAGCAAACAUUAUGACUGGAAAAUUGUGUUUUCUUGUUCUGUGUAAGCACCGCAUCUUAAUAAUGGACGCACAGAGCAAACAAUAAUAAUAAAAAAAGAUCCUAUCUCCAGAUCCCUCGUCUAUCUCUUGCCUCAAAGGAGGGAAGUAUAUUUAGGGUGAGGGGCAUCAGGGGAGAGAUGUUUCUGUUUAUCCAACCCAAAAUUAUUCCUGGAGCUUUCCUACUUGUGGAAAUAAAGGUGCACUUGGAGAUAAUGACCUUCCAACUAUAGCAACAGCAAGUGGUGGAGUUUAAAAAAAAAAAAAAAAAACAACCAAAAAAACUCGCCUUUGAAUGGAAAUGAGUCCCUAAGUGAAAGCAGGCUAUUCCUCAGUUGGCAAUCACAGUGUCUUUUAACAGAUUCCCACCGACAGAGGCAAGAUAUACCCAGUGAGAAAGUGAGGACGGAGGAGAAUAUACGGAGGGAGGAAAGAUAGGCGAGGAGCAGAAUAUAGUUUGACAAAGACAGAUGGAAAUGUGAGAGAAAGAGUGGGCUAUAGAGGGAAGUAAUGGGGAGGGAAUGGAUGGUGGAGGAGGAGGGCAAAGUGAAAUCUAAGGAAGACAGACAGACAGCGAGGCAUGCUGGUGCCGAUUUGAGGUGACGAGGGAGGAGUGCCGGAUUGUUUUCAGGGUAGACUGAUUCCCUAUCGGGACUUUGUAAGGUGUCAGGAGAGAUUAGUGAGCGUGAAGCUGGAGGGGAGAGGUUGUGAUAGCUUUAGAUUGGACAAGUGUCAAGGACUGGACAUUCCUCAGACCUGCCAGGAAUGGGAUGUGACACUGCUUGCUCUACCUGGAUCCUUAGAGAAUCAUUCAACAAGUUCAUCACUUAAACAGCAGUGAGAAUUAACUGUAUGCACUUUCACAGUGUAAUUUGUGAAAAAUCUGACUAUUUUCUGUAGCUUUCCACUUAUUCAUUCAUCUAUUGAUUCAUUUUUGAGGCUUUUUGCUGAACUAAUAUCACUCAGAAGGAAGCAUGUUAACAUGUCUGAAAAGUUCAAUGCACCAUUUUACUCCUUCUCAGAUAAUGCAUUAUUGUCCUGAAACAGUAUGUUUGACGAGAAUCUAAGACAAUUUGUUGUACACUUUCACAACACUUUACUUCUUGCACAUACUUAAUUUUAUUUUUUCUUAGGCAAUACAUUUGUAUUGUAUUAAAAAUACACAAGUACUUAUAGUUUUUGCUCCGUUUCUCAACUUAAUUUGUAUUUUAAAACAACAUUUUACAUUUUCUUCACUUUGCCUUUUAGUGAGAGUGAGUGUUGAUUUAUUAGGGAAGUGAAGAGUUGUGGAUACCUUACAGAUACGCUGUACAUUUGUAUCUGUGCGUCAAAGUAACUCUUUUGUCCACUCAGCUAAAUCAGCAAAGAAUGCCUUCAGUUCUAACCAAACACCAAUCACAGAGUCUUUAUUAUUUCUGGGUGGAAAAUUAAUAUUUUUUGUCAUUGCUAUUAUAGAAUACAAACAGAAUUCAUAAUGGAAUAAAAUCAGCUUAAAUU